AUGCGAUAUGUGAUGCUAAGAAUGCCAAACUCAAGGCAAGAAUUAAGGAAGUCUCUUCCAAUAUCUUUUGAAGAGAAAAGGUCUCAAGUUCUCGACUCGAUUAUUCAACCAUGCAAUAGCAUAUCAUCAGAAGUAUCAGCUAAUUCAGAUAGCGAAGAAGUACCUCCAGAAGAAAAAAUAUGUAGUGAACAGGAUUCAAAGUGCAAGAAGGGAAAGAGUGUGAAUAAGCUUAAGCAAGAAUUAUUUGCUUCAGAGUUGUCUACACAAGAUUCAUCAAUAGAACAAAAUCAGCUAAAAGGCAUGGUGCAUGUGACCAAAAUUUCUAAGACAUUAUAUCCUGGAAAACUUAUCUCUGAUAACAAAUCUA
Messenger RNA from Dentiscutata heterogama, 367 nucleotides. The record is from the annotation of a GenBank genome assembly. Lineage: Eukaryota; Fungi; Glomeromycota; Glomeromycetes; Diversisporales; Gigasporaceae.